UCUUUACAGCCGCAGUCAGAUGUUGAGCGUGAAGAGAUCAGAUCGGGUCUAAACAAAGGUCCCUUGGGAAUCACUGAGUGAAACGAACACUGAACACAUUGGCAAUCUGAGCACAUCAACUUGAAGAUCACCUGAGAUCACCUAUUGCUCCAGUGACAAGUGUUUGCUGAAGAUGCAUCUGGGUCAGCAAGGCCCUCUGAUGGAUGGGCUCUCCUUAAAAGAGCUGGGGGACAGUGUGCUGGUGGAGAUCGAGCCCCGGAGGAAAGGCCUGCCCUUUCUCAAACAUGUGGAGUAUCGCAUUGUUAGCAAGUGUUUCCAGAUCCCGGUUCAGCGCAGGUACAGUGAUUUCGAGGUGUUUCACGGUUUGCUCCUGCAAAAGUUCAUCUACAGGAUGGUCCCACCUCUGCCGCCAAAGCGCAUCCUUAAAGGCGUUUUGAACUCACUAUCAGACAGAGAGUUUAAUGACAGUCGCCGUCGUGGUUUACAGAGGUUCAUGACCCUGGUGAUUAGACAUCCAGUCCUGGCCGGAGAUCAGCUGGUCAACAUUUUUCUGUCAGCCAGCAGUGCAGAUGUCCAAAACAAACUGCGUGAUUCAUAUAAAAAGACAGGUGAUGAGUUUCUCAUCUCCCAGAUUGCUUUGCAUGGCAAGGUGUACCUGCCCGAGGACAUCCAGAGCCAGGCGGCCGCCAACCGAGAGGUGAUCGCCAGCAUCCACAGCAGCUUCUACAAGCUCAGAGAUGUGGCGGAGCGGAUGGCGCAGCGCUCGCGGGAGAACUCCACAGACCUGCUCAUGUUUGGGAAAGACCUGAGUGAACUGGGUUCAGACACAUCAGACCUGCCAGAGGACGCAAUAGUGAGCAAAGCCUGGAAAACACAGAGGAAGUCACUAGUAGAGCUGUCAGGAGAGUUUGGUCUUCUCGCAGACAAAGCUGCACACCAGGGCACCAGAGAAGAGGAUGAAGUGGUGGAGAAACUCAACCUUCUUCUUGAACAGCUGCAGUCAUAUAAAGACUUGUGUGAUCGACAUGAUAGCGGUGUGUUAUUAGAGCAUCAGAGAGCGUUUGAAAAGCGCAGCGGGCCUGUGGGUACACAUUUAAAGUACCAGAACAGCAUUGAGCAGCCAGAGUCUCGACUCUCACAGCAGGAAAACACAAUUAUCACCAUGGAGAUGAGGAGCUAUUUCUCCCUUUUGUGUCUGCAUCAAGAAACCCAGCUGGUCUUCACUAAUCUGCCCCUCGUAACUUCAAUACUUGGCACAUUUGUCAACUCGCAAAUACAAGGCCACAAAGAGAUGGGUGAUGUGUGGGGUGACCUUCAUCCAAAACUGAAGGAUCUUUUUCAAAGCGCUGAUGAAGCCUCGUCUCGCUCCUCUUCUCAAACAAACUCCUCUGGCGGACAGAAGAGCUGUGCUGUAAAUGGCUCCACAUAACCUGGACAGUAAAUGAGGGAUAAUCCCAGCCUUUUAUCAAGACGUACCCAAGAACUCAGUGUACCGCUUAAUGCCACGUGCUUUUCCUAUCUUGCUGAUAGUACUUUAACUCCUUUCUAUAUGGCUUUUCCAAAAAAUGUAAAUACAGAGAACACAGUGGUCCCAAAACAUACACUCGAACACUCAAAGAGCACCCUUCAAUUUAAUUCCAUGCGAAAUAUCAAAACUUUUUACACAUUAAUUCGGGUUAAUAUUUUAAAAAGCGAUCACAGUCAAGCUGCUGAGCCUUUUAUUUCAGUAUGUUGAUGUUCAUGGACUUUGGGGCGGCAUGGUCGCUCAGUGGAUAGCACUGUUGCCUCACAGCAUGAAGGUCGCUGGUUCGAUUCCCGAUUGGACCAGUUGGCAUUUCUGAGGAGUUUACCAUGUUCCUCCGUAGGUUUCCUCCGGGUGCUCUGGUUUCCCCCACAGUUCAAAGACAUGCGCUAUAGGUGAAUUGGGUAAAUGAAAUCGGCUGUAGUGUAGUACUGGAAUAGUUGGCGGUUCAUUCCCCUGUGGCGAUCCCUGAUAAAUAACGGACUAAGCUAAAGGAAAAUGAAUGAAUGAACAUGGACUUUCAUGAACGUUUAAUUUUAAAGUGUUCAAAUAUAUUUUGAGGCCACUAAAUUUUAAGAUAACACAGAAAAUAUUUAUUUUUAACAUUUCCGGAGGAAAAAACACCAUUUGAGUCCAACACAGUGUCUUUGUUUUUAACUUUUUCAUUUAAUUCCUUCUUGUUUACCUUUUCUUUUACUAUACAUGUUAUGAAUUCAAAUAAAUGAUCCCAGAUCUUCCACAA
Messenger RNA from Danio rerio (zebrafish), 2264 nucleotides. The record is from RefSeq and is a predicted model, not a curated record. NCBI's taxonomy places the organism in Eukaryota, Metazoa, Chordata, Actinopteri, Cypriniformes, Danionidae.